AUGAUAACACCUGUAACUCCCCCAACAAGAGGCCUUGUCCUCCCCUGUCCUGCUUCUCCAUCCAAAGCCUCUUUCUCCUAUAAGAUGACAGUGGGCAGUGAAGUCUCUGACAAUACACUGAAAUUGUGUGCUAAUUUGUUCAGUUCUAACUAUGGUAUUUGGGGCAAUCAGGCAGCUACAAUCUCCAAAUUUACUGUAGCUGGGAAACAGGUCAAGAUGACCAGUGCAAGACUACAAUCCCAAUGUUCAUCUCACCUGGAGAGUAGUGUUUUGGUAACCUGCUACAUCCAAGUUGAUCCACUUGAGAGUGAGCAUCCUCAACUUUACAGGCACACAUUUGCCACAGUCUGGGACUAUGGUGAAAAUAAAGUUGGCUGGGUGAUGCAGCUUGUCGUUGAUGAAGCAGUCCAUCAGUGUUACAUCACAACCCACCUCUUGCAAGCUCUGAAGUGCCAUACCUUAUUUGCCUGUGUUAACAUUGUUGGUCUUGUCUUGUCUCACCCUGCUGCUUGCAAUGCUUUGGCAAAAUGUGCUGCUGCUAAUAUCAAGGAUGUUGAGUUGGACUUCAUUUGUCAAUAUGCAAAGGGCAUUCUGGCAUCUUCCCCCAUUAGCUAUCUAAAGGCCACUCAACUGAGGGGUUCACUCUUCCAAGACAGCUAUGACAACAGAGCUAUAUCAUCUGUGUUCACCAAGUUUUAUGUUGACCACACUGAGCCUUUAGCAGUGUUAGAACAGUACAAGAAAAAAGGUCAAUGGUGCUUGGAUGAGCUUCUUGACAGACAUGAAUUUCUUGCUGUUUUUCCUAUUGCACCUGUGAGCCCAGUUUGUGACAAUAACUAG
Messenger RNA from Suillus subaureus, 840 nucleotides. RefSeq lists its product as uncharacterized. The record is from RefSeq and is a predicted model, not a curated record. NCBI's taxonomy places the organism in Eukaryota, Fungi, Basidiomycota, Agaricomycetes, Boletales, Suillaceae. The coding region runs from base 1 to 840 and encodes 279 amino acids. The transcript has 4 exons.